Acipenser ruthenus (sterlet) is the source of this 2323-nucleotide messenger RNA. RefSeq names its product DALR anticodon-binding domain-containing protein 3-like. The transcript has 13 exons. Lineage: Eukaryota; Metazoa; Chordata; Actinopteri; Acipenseriformes; Acipenseridae. The coding region runs from base 214 to 2265 and encodes 683 amino acids. Gene Ontology annotation, molecular function: arginine-tRNA ligase activity; ATP binding; tRNA binding. Gene Ontology annotation, biological process: tRNA C3-cytosine methylation; arginyl-tRNA aminoacylation. The record is from RefSeq and is a predicted model, not a curated record.
CCCCGCUACCGGCUACUAAAAAAACAGUUCCACCCAGGUCCCUAUUCCCCCCGUAGCGUCAGUGUGUGGAGACGACCAUGCAGUAAUACAUCCAGGAACGGGACGCUUUAAAAAACAGUCAGCUGGCUUUUAAUUCGGGGUUUCAAUGUGAUGCCAGUUUAACUGAAACGGUGGUUUUAUUUUAUAUAAAGCAGAAGCCCGUGUGUAGGUCAGAUGGAGAAUCCCGAGGACUCGGCGUUUCAGAUCAGUUCCACGGUGCGGGCUCUGAGCUCCGCGCUGCGGGGAGAGUCACGCAGCGCGGCCGGCUCGGAGGCUCCGGUGGUCGGCGUGAGCAGCUCCAGCGUCCGGGGUGGGUGCCCGUGGUUCAAGGAAAGCAGCGCUAAAAACCUCCGGAGCAGAGACUUCAUCGCGCCUUCCGCGGUGCUCAACAAACUGUUCCCGGAAGGGCAGGUCCCGGAGGAGGCGGUACAGGAAGUGAUGUCGGUGCAGGACGGGGGGGUGCUUCCUGUGCAGAGUUGCGUGCGGGGACGGUCUGGGCUGCAGGUUCUGGUGGACCGGCCCGCGGUGUUCCGGAAGGUUCUGGACGAGUUCCCACGGUACCUGAGGCCCGGCCGGCCACGAGCAGGGGAGGGGAGGGGGGUGCUGCUGAACUGCACCGCCCUGCAGGGGGCUCCGGCGAGGCCAGAGGAGCUCACACUGAGUCAUCUGAGAGCCCUGCUUAUUACAGACCAUCUGGCAGAACUGCUGCGGAUGCAGGGGUACUCUGUGUCCCUGAGCCCGGCGCUGGAGGAGUGCAGUGACAUCAUCACCUUCCUCCACCAGCUGGGAGUGGAUUGGCCGACGGUGCCAGCUGGCUGGUCCAAUAGGGAGCGAGAGGCGGAACUUUGGGAGGCUCUGAGGAGUUCAGUAUACACAGAGAGAGAAGAGAGGGAGACAGGGAUGGAGAGAAGAGAGGAGAGGCAGACAGGGAGGGGAACAAGGGAAGGGGAGGAAGAGGCACAGGCUGUCAAAGAGGCAGGGGGAGGGAGAGAGGUUAGCAGAGAGACAGAGAGGGAGACCAGGGGGGAGGGUGCUGAGGAGGCAGGGGGAGGGAGAGAGGUUAGCAGAGAGACAGAGAGGGAGACCAGGGGGGAGGGUGCUGAGGAGGCAGGGGGAGGGAGAGAGGUUAGCAGAGAGACAGAGAGGGAGACCAGGGGGGAGGGUGCUGAGGAGGCAGGGGGAGGGAGAGAGGUUAGCAGAGAGACAGAGAUGGAGUCCAGGGGGGAGGGUGCUGAGGAGGCAGGAGGAGAGGCACGGAAGCAGUUUGGCAGCGCGGCCCAGGUUCGAGUGGAUCUCGGCAGGCUGGUGAAGGAGAGAGGGCUGCUGGGCUUCGACCCCAACCUGGGAUCCUGCCUGGUGCAGGAGCGAUGUGUUGCUCACCUGGCUGAGCUGCAGGGGGCGCUGUCUCGCUGUGAGGCCGGCCUCUGCACUGCACUGCAUGUGGUUUGCUGUGAGGACGAGUUUCAGCUGCAGCAGACUGACCUUCUGUGGAGGAUCGCAGGGCUGGGAGGCAAGAUUGUUCAGAGGCACCUGGUGGUGGGCCCGGUGACGGCCACGGGUUUGGGGUCCAGGACCAGCACCUCCCAGUACCUCCAACUGCGUGGAGCUCAGAUGAGAGACGCCUCCGUCAUGAAGUACGGACCUCAGGUGAACGGAGAUUCCUGGAAUGACAUCAUCAAGGUCAUGACCCUGGCCGCAGUGCGCUUUGAGCUGCUGACCACCGCACACCGCUGUCCGGUGUCCCUUGACCUCAGGAAGGAGUCCAGUGUCUCCACGAAAGGCUCUCGCAGCGGCGUGUUUGUGAUGUAUAACUGCGCGAGGCUCUCCAUGCUGUUCCAGAGCUACCAGGCCUCCGUGCAGCAAGGGCUCUACCCCGAGUUUCCAGAGGCUUCCCAGCUCCAGGUCGCUGCUCUCAGGGAAGAGGGGGAGUGGCAGCUGCUCUUCAAUUACAUCAUCCCCUUCGGAGAGCUCCUCGACCAAUCAGGGCAGACCCUGCGCUCGUCCACGGGGGUGCGCAUCACGCUGGGCACGGAGGCGGUGUGUAAGUUCCUGGUUUCUCUCAGCAUGGACUUCAGCUCCUAUUACAACAGAGUGCACAUCCUGGGGGAGCCCCUGCCUCACCUCUUCAGCCAGAUGUUCGCUCGGCUACAGCUGAUGAGGGGCGUGAAGGAGCUGCUCCACUGUGCUCUGAGCACCCUGCACAUCCCCCCCCUGCACCAGAUCUAGAGACACCUCCUCACCCAGACCUGCACACCCCCCUGCACCAGAUCUAGAGACACCUCCU